AUGGGUGGCGGUGAUCUGAACUUGAAGAAAUCAUGGCACCCCUCGCUCCUACGCAACCAGGAGCGCGUCUGGGCUGAAGAAAAGAAAGCCCUCGAUGAGCGCAAACGGAUCGACCAGCUCCGGCGCGAGCGUGAAGAAGAGCGCCAGAUCCAAGAGCUGCAACGUCUCCAAGAAGCCUCCGGGAAGGGCAAGCAACAGAGCCGUGUCGACUGGAUGUAUCAGGCGCCCUCAGGCGCGACGGGCCAGUACUCCGAGGAGAUGGAGGGGUACUUGCUUGGCAAGCGGAGGAUUGAUGGGAUCUUGCUGAAGAAUGAUACGGAUAAUAAGAAGUUGGAGAAGGGAGCGGAUGUUGCGAAUGGCGCAGAUGGUGCUGCUCCUACGCCUGGCGUGGUUUCGGCGAGGGAUACCAUGACGAAGGUUAUGAAUGAUCCGUUGCUGGAGGUCAAGAAGAGGGAGCAGGCGGCUUAUGAGGCUGCGGUUAAGGAGCAGUUGAGGAGGAAGGACAGGGAGGAGAAGCGUGGCGGUCGUGAGAGGGAGAGAGAUCGUGAUCGUGACCGGGAUCGCCAUUCCAAGCGCAGACGAUACAGUGAUGAGGCCGAGGAUGAUCGUCGGCAUCGGCACCACCACCGCUCGUCGCACCGUCAUCGGUCGAGGUCGCCCGCUUCGCCGGAGCGGUCGUCACACCGCCGACACAGGAGUGAGCGAGAACGUGAACAUCGAGAUGAUCGACGCCGUGGAGAAGAUCGUGAUCGUGAUCGGGGCCGUGACAGGAGGGACGACGACAGAGCCCGUCGAGAUGAUCGUGAUCGAGACCGCGAACGAGAUCGUCGCGAUCACCGUGAAAGACGCGACUCAUAUUCCAACCGCCACCGCGAUGAACGGCGCGACUCAGAUACUCGGCGAGGCUCACCAUCUCCGCGUCCAACGCAAGACCGGAACAACCGCGAGUAUUCUAACAACAACAACAACCGGCGAGACCGUGACCGUCCUUCUGCACCGUCCCACAAUAUUCCCAAGAACAACAGACCCGCACCCGACCAGAAAGAUCUAGAAGAAGAGCGCCGCCGCAAGCUGGCAGAGAUGCAAUCCAACGCCAGCGAAAUGGAGGAUAUUCGCCGCGAGCGGAUCGCUGUGAUCUCCGCCGAAGAAGAGAAGCAGCGGGAGGUGGAAGAGCGGCAGCGCUCGGAUAAGGGCCGGUUUGUUUCGCAGCUGCAUCAGCGCGCGCAGGAGGAUAGUUUGGAUGAGCGCAUUCGGAGGGGGCGUGGUGGGUAUGCUAAGAUUGAGGCGGAUUGA
This is a messenger RNA of Penicillium riverlandense, 1293 nucleotides long. RefSeq names its product U2-type spliceosomal complex subunit CWC25 (gene cwc25). The coding region runs from base 1 to 1293 and encodes 430 amino acids. The record is from RefSeq and is a predicted model, not a curated record. Gene Ontology annotation, cellular component: U2-type spliceosomal complex. NCBI's taxonomy places the organism in Eukaryota, Fungi, Ascomycota, Eurotiomycetes, Eurotiales, Aspergillaceae. The transcript has 2 exons. Gene Ontology annotation, biological process: mRNA splicing, via spliceosome.